Colletotrichum orchidophilum is the source of this 1794-nucleotide messenger RNA. RefSeq lists its product as uncharacterized. NCBI's taxonomy places the organism in Eukaryota, Fungi, Ascomycota, Sordariomycetes, Glomerellales, Glomerellaceae. The record is from RefSeq and is a predicted model, not a curated record. The transcript is spliced from 2 exons. Bases 1 to 1794 code for a protein of 597 amino acids.
AUGAGGUUAUCAAUUGGCCUGGCCGCCGUCGCAGGCGUCAUUGGCCUCGCCGGUGCCGAAGGCGGCGACCCUCCCAAAAUGACCGACUUUGACUGGAAGACCAUCACGCCGUCACGCAAGCUGGAAUACCACCCGUGCUACAAGGACCACCAAUGCGCUCGCCUCACCGUCCCCCUCGACUGGCUCGACGAGACAAACGAGCACACCGUGGCCCUCGCAAUCGUCAAGCUCCCUGCCACCGUCCCCGACGACGACCCGGCCUUUGGCGGCACCGUCUUCACCAACCCGGGCGGACCCGGCGGCUCCGGUGUGAGCCUGCUCCUCCGCCAGGGCCACGCCAUGCGGCGCCAGCUGAGCGGCGGCAACAAAAAGUACGAGAUGCUCAGCUGGGACCCGCGCGGCGUGCAGUUUACGACGCCGGUGGCCGACUGCUACGAGGACGAGCUCGCCAGGGACACGGACGGCAUCCAGCGCCUGGCCAUCGGGCCGCUCGACGCCAGCCCGGACGCGUUUAGAAGGCAGUGGGCAAGGGUUCAGGGGUACGGCAGGCUUUGCACGGAAAAGCUCGGCAAUGGCUCCAUUAUCCCCUACGCGACGACGGCGUCGGUCGUUCGCGACAUGGUGGAGAUGGUGGAUAAGAUUGAUGAGCUUCGUACUGAACAGGCGGCGGCCUCUCGGCCGCAGCAGUCGCUCGAGCUCCGGAAGGUCAAGGACGUGCCGCGCAUUCAGUACUGGGGCUUCUCCUACGGCAGCAUCCUCGGCAAUACGUUUGCUUCCAUGUACCCCGGGCGCGUGGGCCGGCUCAUCGUUGAUGGCAUCGCCGAUGCAAAUGACUACAUGGCAGGCGGCUGGAAGACCAACCUUCAAGACACGGAGAAGCUUGUCGACUAUUUCUACGAGACAUGCUUCAAAUCCGAGGGCAAGUGCGCGCUCAGCCGGCCUUCGGACAAGAAGUGGCAGGACAUCCGAGACCGGGUCGACAAGCUCGUGAAACACCUCAACGAAGCACCCGUCGCGGUCCUCGACGGCAAAGCCACCAACAUCCUCACAGGCUACGACGUCACCCUCUCCUUCAAGAACCCGCUCUACGCGCCCUACAGCCGCUUCAUCAAGCUCGCCUCCCAAAUCAACGCCGCCAUCGAGGGCAACUACACCGCCCUCCUGCAGUCCGUCUCCGCCGAGAUCCCCAAGCUCGACCAGGCCUGCACCCACCCCAACGCGACCGACCUGCCCCUCUCCUGGGGCGACGGCGGCCAGGCCGUCCUCUGCGGCGACGGCGAGGACAACUCCGAUUCCUCCCUCGCCGACUACAGGGCCUACGUCGCGGAGCUCGAGCACCAGUCCCCGACGUUUGCGGGAUACUGGUCCCAGAUCCGCUUCGCUUGCACGAGCUGGCUCGUCCGUCCCAAGUGGCGCUUUACGGGGCCGUUCUCGACGCCCCCGCACGACGCCGCGCUGGUGGAGGGACGGCCCGCGGCGCCGCUGCUCUUCUUGUCUUCGCGGCUCGAUCCCGUCACGCCGUUGAGGAACGCGUGGAGGAUGAGUGAGGGGCACCCCGGGUCGGCUGUCGUGAUUCAGGAGUCUGUGGGCCAUUGUGCCCUGGCUGCGGGCAGCAAGUGCACGACAAAGAUCAUUCGGGAGUAUCUGGAGCAUGGCACGGUGCCGGAGAGCGGGACGGUUUGCGAGGCUGAUUGUGGUCCCUGGGAUGGCGAUGCCUGUGACUCGGAGAGCUUGAGUAUCAACGUGGCGCCUCUCGCGCCGCCGCAUGAUAGGUCUCAUCACCUUGCCUAUUAG